Messenger RNA from Candidula unifasciata, 1293 nucleotides. The record is from the annotation of a GenBank genome assembly. Lineage: Eukaryota; Metazoa; Mollusca; Gastropoda; Stylommatophora; Geomitridae.
CCAGUCCUGCUUCAGAAUGUGGACUUUUGCUAUGAGAACGCAGACUCUACAAUGAAAAUUGAAAUAGAUGAGAAAUUGUUGAAUAAAAUCAUCUGGGACCACUGUGUGCAGAAUGGGCAGGUGUACACAGGGCAUCGGACAAUGCCCGUCAGUCACAUUGAUGAGAGCAUCAUGCUGACGGCGGAAGACAGGCUAGCAGUGUACAACUAUGUGGUGAAGAAGUCCCACGAGGAAGGGAAGGUCAUUCCUGUUGAUCGUACUGAUGAGUUGCUCACCACUGACUGGGGCAGUCUGGUCAAGAAAGGAUUGUUGGAUGCACAGAACAACAAGCAGUUUGCUUCCAAACUGGAGCAGCUUGCAGCUUUGCGAGAUUUGAGACGGCGCCGACAGAGUUACAGAGCCAAGAAUGUUCACAUCACAAAGAAGACAUACACUGAGAUAAUCCGAGAAGUUAUUAGCAACCAGAUGGAGAUCCUAGUUCCUGCUGACUCCUCUGAAGAGAUGCCAGUCGCAAACGAAGAUGACAGCAGAAGUGAACCUGGACACUAUAAUACAGACAGAGACAGUCAAAAAGAGCACAGGCUUGAUCACAGAGAGAUCAAAAAAGAACAUAGAGACGAUUCUGACAGGUGGAGAGCGAAGGAUAGAGAGAGAAAAGGCUCAGAGGAGAGAUACAGACGAGGGGAGAAAUCAGAAGAUAGGUAUAGUUCUAGGACACGCAGGGAUACAAAUUACUCAAGAGAUCGAGGAUUUGAUAAGGAUAGAUACAAGGUCAAAGAAGAAGAGGGUGAUUCACAGCAUGGAAAUGACAGACCUAGAAGAUUCACAGAAGCAGGUGAUUCACAGCAUGGAAAUGACAAGCCUAGAAGAUUCACAGAAGCAGGAGAUUCACAGCCUUCUGAAAGGAUUAGUAUGACAGAAACAAGUGGUUCACAGCCUUCGGAAAGGAUCAGAAUCUUACAAACAAGUGAUUCGCUGCCUUCUGCUGAGAGACCUCGAAGAUUCACAGAGGCUGAUGAACUACGUCUAGAAGAAAUCCUAAAAGAAAUUAAGACAGAACCUGUAGAUAGCAAUGACAGCAGCUUUGUGAGCACCUCAGCGUAUCUACCUAGCAAUGAGAUGCCGCCACAAGAGCAAAUCAACGAAUGUGAUGUUGCGUCAGAAAAAUCUUACUUGUCCAGAAAACGCAGCCACUCUGAUAGUGAUAGUAGCAGCAACAGCAGCAGGAGGCAUGGAAAGCAUAAAAAAUCCAAGCACAAGAAAAAGCACAGCAAAAAGCACAAAAGGAGAUAA